Messenger RNA from Drosophila takahashii, 4367 nucleotides. It is a transcript of the gene bdg, whose product is annotated as sodium-dependent transporter bedraggled. The record is from RefSeq and is a predicted model, not a curated record. NCBI's taxonomy places the organism in Eukaryota, Metazoa, Arthropoda, Insecta, Diptera, Drosophilidae. Gene Ontology annotation, biological process: sodium ion transmembrane transport. Gene Ontology annotation, cellular component: plasma membrane.
CGCGUGAAGUGCUCGAAAUCGGGCCCCAAACGAAGCUCAGGUCGCCAAAGACGCACUAGCUCCAGCGCCACAAAAGUGAAGAAAAGCCAGUGAAUUGAAAUUAAAAAGAAACCGAACCGAAGCCACGGGAGUACCGAAAUUACCAAACGCGCGCUCGUGUGACGAUUUGAGAGCUUUUCAACAUUGCCGGCAGGACCAAUCGAUCAGCUGUGGCAGCCGGCAAUGCACCAAGAUGAGUAAGGAGCAGCAAGCAGCAGGCCGGGAUUUCAAGCGCAAUUCGAACGCCUACGCCAGUCUGCCGCCCUCGGGAUCGGGAGCAGCGUCCUCCGGAGCAGGAUUGGGAACAACGGGCACAACAGGAGGCAGGGGUCGCAGCAGAAACCACAACUUGGAGCAGGAGCAGUUUGGACUCUCGAACAGCCUGUCCAGCGAAUCGAUACGACAGGCCUGCGCUUAUUACGACGACGAGUUGAGCGACGAGGACCUCAUCGAGAUCCAACAGACGCCGCAAUCGUUUCACCAGCAGGCUAAACAGCCUAAACAGCUGCAACCCAUCAGCUUUCGAUUGGGAGAUGACCUGGGAGACGAACGAAGUGCCUUUUGUGGGAGCCAGGAGAUGCAGCAGGCGCCACUGAGCACGCCCAUCAAACAAGCGGCUGCGGCUGAAACCGAUGAAGCCUUAUGUGUGCUCAGCGAACUGGAUGCCAUUCUGGAUGUGCACGAUGUCUCUCAGUUGAAUGGCACCUGCUCAAGCGCAUCCAUGAACUCGGGCAGCGACGAUGACAAGGUUGAGGACUAUCUCAUGGAUCUGGACAACUAUCUGGAGGAGAUGGACAAUGCCUUGAGCCGCGAAGAGUCCCUAAUCAUUAUGGGCGGCCAGUCCAGCUUGAAAAGAGAGCCCCGGACUAGAACUCUGCCUUUGAGUAGGAAAAAGAAAUCGAAUAAAAAGAAGAGCGAGGAGCAGGAGGAGGCUGGCCAGGAAGAUUUUCAGAGGGAGCAUCAAAUAAGGAAGACCUUCAGCUGCUCACUGAGGCCCACGAGCCAAACAGCAUCUUCUACUGCAUCGCUGGAGACAUCGACGGAACCCGCGAUGGACGUUUGGAGGCGUCAGUCCAUGCGUCGCGCCAUGGAGCAGGAUGAAACCAAAGCCACAGUCGAAAGGGAAAGGGAGGAGGACGAUGUACCGACCUUGUUGGUGGAGCUGCCGCCCAGACGCGAGGCUGAGAUGCGCCGCUGUUACUCCCAAAGCGACUGUCAAGCUUCAGGCGGUUCUCAGAUGCUCACAGAGGCGCACAUCUUCGACAACCUGCUGCAGACGAAUGUGAGGGCUUCGAGCGAGGAACCGCGACCCAGGCAGUAUGGUCGCCGCUUGGAAGGACCUCCCACACCUGUGCGCUCCCUGAUUCUUGCACAGGGUCGCCCGCAGAGUGCUCCCACGCGUGUGCAGAUGAGCCACAGGGAACCGCAGCUCCAGGAGACGCCUACGCACCCCAUAAUGUCCACAUGCUCGGAAUUGAGCUCCGCACGCUCCUCGCGGAUGCCCAGCCCAGUUUCCCUGCCCUCGGACAGCAGCAGCAGCGGCAGCAGCUCCGCGGAACAGGAACAGGAUCCGGUGCAGACCACUACCAUGUGCAGUGCCAGUAGCACUACGCCACUGGAACCACUGCAUCAACUGCAGCUGCUGCUGCGAGAGAAGUGCGGCUUCAACAGUCAGUGGCCACAUGCUGGGAGUCGAACGCUCGCGCUGAUUGGCUGCACUUUGGGCGUCUUUAAUAUGUGCCGAUUUGCCGUGCUCACCAUCAACUUUGGUGGUAACUUUCUGCUGCAGUUUCUUCUGCUCUCGGUGAUCUUUGGCAUCCCUUUGCUUUGGCUGCAAAUGUGCCUGGGCGCCAAAAUUCGCGCAGGGCCAGUUUCCAUGUGGAAAAUCAGUCCGAUUUGCGCGGGAGUGGGCAUAGCUUUGGUGAUGGAGCAAUGCUUUCUGGCCUUGUAUUCCACGGUAUCGCUGGCCUGGAUCUUAGUCUACCUAAGGGAUGUGUUUCCGACAGCGUCGCGGAAUGGUUACCGCUGGCAGGAGAUGGCAUUCCCAUAUCGUUAUGAUGCCUCCAAUGGUACAGGGAAUCUAACCCAAACUGUAGCUGAGUACUUCAACGUGGUGGUGCUGCAGCGACUGCAUCUGGCCAAUCACCCAGAGUCGAGCGGAAUACGCUUUCAUGUCAACGAUCGGCAGCUGGCCUUCUAUCUGGCCCUCAUCUGGGCGGCCGUGUUUCUCAUCCUCUGCAAGGGUCUAAAGUCCCUGGGCAAGUUGGCCUACCUUAUCUACACGCUGCCUUUGGUGGCUCUUGCGGUGGUGACCGCCAAGUUUGUCUAUGUCGUGGAUCCCAGCAAGAUACAGAACAUCUUUGCUGCCAGCGAUUUCGACGACUUUCUGGUGAACUCGAACAGCUGGACGGCGGCCACCCAGGAGACCUUUCUCACUUGGGGCUUGCUUGGAGCCUCGGUGAUCGCCAUCACCAGCAGAAGUCACUCGAAUGCAAACAAGGCGGCUCUGAGGAGGGAUGCAAUACUCCUGGUUCUAAUUACCCUUAUAGGACUAGGUUUAAUGGCCUUGCUAGCUUUGUGUUGUGCACAGAUUCUGUGGGAGCAUGGCUACAUUUAUGUGCCGGGAUCUUUUGAAAACCCCAAUUGCUAUACGUCCAUUUACUCGCUGCAAUCGAACACCAAUCCGUAUUUGCUUUCCUAUCCGCGCUCGCUGAUUCCGCACUACUCCUCGUUUAUUGGGGAGACCUACAGGAGGAACCGCACCAUGAUUCACGUGGAGAGUGGCUUCCAGGCGCUGCGCUUCAUCUCGGAAAUCUUUCCGGCUGUUCUCUCGCUGGCCAGCGAUAGUAUUUCGUGGGUUUGGGCCGCUGUGGCCUUUGCCACCUUCGCGGGAUUCGGACUGGCGCAGCUGUGCGUGAUGUGGAAACCCAUUUCGAGUGCCUUGGGCAACUCGACGAGUUCCGUUUUGCUGAGCUGCGUUACUGGGCUGCUUCUGAGCAUCCCCUUUGCCACCGAAAUGGGCAUCUCGAUCCUGUACUAUGUGGAUUUCCUGCUGGGCGGCUCCUGGUUUAUUCCGAUCAUCUGGACGGCUCAGAUCUUUGGCGUGUUUCUGAUACGCGGACGUCCCUACAACGGAGAUGACCUGGUGAAUGACCUGCGACUCUGUGGCUCCAUGUCUGCCUUUCUGGCUUUGUCCUGGAACGUUUUGCUGCCCAUUGGUCUGAUCACUUUGUCGGUCGUCGACUACAAGGCUUCGCUGUCGAACCAGUUUUACUAUUGGCGUGGCAAGUCGUACUUUUCAUAUUGGUCCAGGAAGAUGGGCAGCCUCAUACAGAUUGGAGUGCUGUUGGUCAUUCCCGUGACUGCUAUUAUUCAGAUUUACCGAUAUCUGGCCCAUGGUCCGCCGGAUAUCUUGGAGCGCAUUCAGCUGCUUUAUCGACCUCCGGAGGAGGGAGAGGAGCCUCGUCGUCCCUCUGCGCGACAAAGCGCCGGCCAAGGACGUCGCAAUGCCUUGGGCCAGACGACGGAGGGAUCGCAGCACGAUGCCCAGAACGAUGCGCCGCCCAAGUACACGCCACCUCCGUCCUACACCACGGCCACUGGAGCACGCCUGGCCAAGCUGCUGCGCCAGAGCAUUCGUCGCAGUGUGCGGAGGGUUCUGGGAGACUCCAGUCGCACUCGACCCGUGCUCUCCUUGGAUGCAGAGUCCGCUUCUCCGGCGGCUCCACCCGAUUACCUGACCAUACUGACCAACCCAGCUGGCAGUAGCUCCAAUGCGGAGCCUUCGCCGGCCUCCAGCAGCAGCAGUCCCGAGUCCAUCGAGAUUGGCCAGCGACCGGCUGGCUAUGCUCAACGCUCGCAAUCGCUGGGCAGGAAGCUGCAUCGCUCAAUGGCCACGGCCAACAGCCUGGAGCGUCGUCCCUAUACGGCGGAGGAUGUGGUGACCAUACUGCGCUCCUCCGUGCGACAUCGCCAGUCGCAGGGAGCCGCCAGCACUCUGCCCCGCCCCCCAACCGCCGCCAUGUCCACCCACUUGGAGGACGCCUCUUUCCGAUCCAUCGAGAACCUCGUGCUGAACGCCGAGCCGCCGGACAGGACACCCGGCGUGGAGCUGGAGGAGGAGGAGGCUGGACAGAGGAGGGGGGCGGAGGAUAAUACACAAAAUAAUACAUCUGUGAUUUAACUGACUAAUAUCGUACCGUACAUAGCGUAACUCUUAUGCGAUCCAUAUAUCCGCUUGCUUUCUUAGACUUGAUUAGAGCUAGUUAACUAAAAUACGAAUAUUACUUUGUAGUUAUGCGAAUAAUAACGAAAACAAUUAGUUGGUA